Messenger RNA from Racocetra persica, 293 nucleotides. The record is from the annotation of a GenBank genome assembly. Lineage: Eukaryota; Fungi; Glomeromycota; Glomeromycetes; Diversisporales; Gigasporaceae.
ACGCAAGUAAAGUAGAAAUAGAAUUUGAAUAUCAAGAAUCUAAAAAUAAUCUGGAUGAUAAUAAGAUUGCAGAAAUUAUUACAGACUUGUUAUUGAGUAAUAAUCUUGAAGUUUCUGAAAUAGUCCAAGCUGAGAAAAAUAAACAACAACAGAAAAGUGAUAAUGAUAAAGAGUCUCCUUCCCCACCUGUAACAACUAAAGAGGUAUAUAAUGCAAUACAAACUGUUUUACACUAUGAAGAGCAGACAAAUUCAGAAUCUAGCCUUGAUCUCAAAGAAUUGAAAUUUUUGUAA